AUGGAGCUUCAAAAUAAUCGUCUGCCAAGCACCAGUAAACCUAACAAUACUAUUCACAAUUAUCACAGAAAAACUCGAGAGGGUCGAGUGAAUAAUUUAUUAAGUACCAUACACAAGUCCUUCAUGGCAUCACACAAAAGCCGAAGUGCUCAAAAGUACUUGAGGAGUCACGCCUCGAUCGAUUACGAGCAGCGCUACCAUUUGAGACAUAACAGGCAUAUUAUUCACCCGUUCAGUACGUUCAGGUACUACUGGAAUACCCUUAUGGUGACGACAAUGACAGUGGGCCUAAUAAUUUUCCCCUAUCAGGCAGCUUUCGAUAUGACGAGAAACUACACGCUACCGUGGACUGUUGUCAAAAACACCUUUUUAUCGAUCUGCUGUGUCGACAUGGCCAUUAAUUUCUUGACUGGGUUCUUCGACAAGACGCAGAGUCUCGUCGAGAUGAAACCCAAGCGAAUAGCUUCAAGGUACUCGAGGCAGAGGUUCACCGUUGAUUUUCUAGGAUCCUUCCCGACGGACCUGAUCUUCGUGGACGACUGGGAACACCAUAUAGUCUCCCGCGAGCUCUGCUCGCUCCUCUUCAUCUUCCGGAUCUUCUCCUUGUCUAAUUACAGCAACCAAAUAGCCAAGGAGCUCGAGAUCCGCCGUCCGUUCUACGACAUUCUCAGCAUGACCUUCUCCCUCGUGAUGAUCCUACACUGGCAAGCUUGUUUGUUCUGGAUAGUCCCAGUGGCAGCCGUCUCUGUGACCCUGCCCCAGAAACCGGACGACGACAGUUGGAUCAACUCUGUCGGUCUGAUGGACAACGCGAGCGACAUCAGCAAGUACGGCCACUGUCUGCUGCGAGCCGUCGCGACUUUCAUGCACGCGGGCUUCCUGGCAAACUCGGAGCCCAAGACCAUUGAGGAUCAGUACUUGGUGAUUACCUUCCAGUUCAUUGGCACCCUGAUCUUUUGUUUCCUGAUUGCAAGGAUAAUGCAAUUUUUCAAGGGCUUCCGCGCCUCGAGACUCAAGUACCAAUCGACAGUCGCCCACUUGUUGCAGUACAUGAGCCACAAGCAGCUGCCCCGUCGCACGCAAAAUCGCAUAGUCAAUUACUACCAGUUUCGCUUUCAAGGCCACUUUUACCGCAACCAAGAGAUCCUGAACGUCCUGUCGCAACAGCUGCGCCAAGAAAUUCGCAUGUACUCGUGUCGCAAGCUCGUGGAAAACGUCACCUUCUUCAAAAGCCUGCCCAACGCCCUGCUCUCUCGGAUAGUCACUCUGCUGAAGUCUGAAUUUUUUCUCGUCAACGACGUCAUCGUCAAGGCCAACCAGACCGGCGACUGCAUGUACUUCAUAGCUAGCGGGACCGUGGCCGUGUACACGUUGACGGGCAGGGAGGUCUGCCAUUUGGAGGACGGCGCGUACUUUGGGGAGAUAGCCCUGGUGAUGCCCGACGCCAAGAGGGUCGCCAGCGUCGUCGCCGUGGAAACUUGCAAGGUCUACAGGCUCGAGAGGGCGGAUUUCGCGAGGACCAUCCACCCCUAUCCCUUGCUCUGGGAUAGGAUCAAGAAAAUUGCUGUCGAGAGGCACGAGAAGACGACCAUACUUAACGCGGAGUAG
Molecule: messenger RNA, 1608 nt
Organism: Copidosoma floridanum
Lineage: Eukaryota; Metazoa; Arthropoda; Insecta; Hymenoptera; Encyrtidae
Product: potassium/sodium hyperpolarization-activated cyclic nucleotide-gated channel 1
Biological process (GO): regulation of membrane depolarization; potassium ion transmembrane transport; sodium ion transmembrane transport
Cellular component (GO): membrane; HCN channel complex
Molecular function (GO): voltage-gated potassium channel activity
Source: RefSeq, a predicted model, not a curated record